This is a messenger RNA of Eruca vesicaria subsp. sativa (arugula), 470 nucleotides long. NCBI's taxonomy places the organism in Eukaryota, Viridiplantae, Streptophyta, Magnoliopsida, Brassicales, Brassicaceae. The record is from the annotation of a GenBank genome assembly.
GUUUCUUCAUCGUUCCUCUGCGCUCUCGACUUAAUAACCAAGCAAACUGCUUUGAUUUACAUCCGUUACUAUGUCCAGGGAACACAACAGGAAGUUGCUUCUUCUUCAGAAAGCAACAGACAAGCUAAACGAGGCGGUUCGCACCAUUGCAGAGUCUGAGAAUUAUUUCCUGGACAUGGCUGCUACAUACGGUAACAUGAUGGCAAGCAACCUUGAGUUAUCAGAUGUUUCAUGGUAUGUGCAAAAAAAGGAGCGGUGCCUAGAAAUUGCUAAAGAGUUUACAGAUAUGCGUGAUGUUUCUCUUCAAGAGUUGGAUAAGCUCCAUAAUCUAAGAACGAGAGAGAUUGAAGCCUUUCAGCAGAAAGCAGCUCUGCAAAAGACAAGAAGCCCUUUUUGUUUUUUCUUUUAGGAUUAACUUGCAUCUUUAUCUUAUCUAUCUAUUUUUCUUUAUUCAGCCAAAAUAGAGAGAU